AUGGCUUAUACAUUGACUAGAUAUCCAGCACAGUUGUCACUGACAGCAUGGAUGAAUCUUGUGGGAGCAGCUCAAUCACCAGUUUAUACAGUUAUUGUGAAUCACAAAAGAGCUGCUUGGACUAUUGGUUUCAACAUCGAUUUCUGGUCUACUCUAUAUGGAGGAGUUGUGGCUUCUGCUAUAAUAAUCUUCAUUCAACUAUGGUGCACCGAACAAAAAGGACCAGUUUUCGUGACAAUGUUUAAUCCAGUAUCCACUUUGUUGGUGGCAAUUCUGGCCUAUUUGCUCUUGGAGAGAAGCUACAUGUAG
Messenger RNA from Oldenlandia corymbosa var. corymbosa, 309 nucleotides. Lineage: Eukaryota; Viridiplantae; Streptophyta; Magnoliopsida; Gentianales; Rubiaceae. The record is from the annotation of a GenBank genome assembly.